AGCGAUUGAUCAGCGGCGGUGCGCCCUUGUACUGAAGGGAUAGUGUAUACCGAGGUGAGUGGCAGGGAGCAAGAAAACCUUAAGGAACAAGCCGCCGGAGGAACAGUGGUUCCAGCUUGGAAGAGUUGCAGGCACAUGCUUGUGUCAUGUCGGGACGCAAUGGGAUUGCUGUACCACUGCAUAUACAAAGGCUGGAAAGAGCCCUAGAUCUUACUGGGUUAAUUGACCAGAUCAGGAAAUCUUCAGAUAACCUUGGAAGUGUGACAGAAUGGGAGCGGCUGCCGGACGGCCUGUCGGCCAGCCUGGCUGAGCUGGCCGAGCCGUCGGAUGUGGAGACAGCCGACAGCGAGCCCGACCUGCCACCGCUGCCAGACUACGGCGGCUCGUGGCAGGACGGGGCCGAGCUGAGCCGCGCGCGCCGCCUGCUGGCCGCCGACCUGCUCGGCUCGUCCGAGGAUGAGUGGCCGGACGAGGCGGCCGAGCUGGAGCGGCCGCUCAGUCAGCUGGACCUGGCGCGCAUGUUACAGCAGCACCGCAUGAAGAACAAGCUCAGCCGACAGUACCAGCUCAACCCGGUGCCGAGCGGGCACAUGUACUACUCGGCCGGCCUGCUGAGCGAGCUGGACCGACACCCGUCGGCUGGCGCGGCGGCGCCCGGACCCGGCGCCGCCGCCCGGCCCGACGAGGACGCCGACAACGAGGAGAGUUUCCUGUCGGUGGACGCUGGGUUGGACAUGGAGCUCGGAGAACCGGACACCGACAGAGGGCCCCGCUACGGCGCCGCCAAGAAAGCUCGCGGAACCGCCGAAAAGCGCACCAAGAAGGCCAUCAAACAGGAGAAGGACACACUCAAGGCUCUGGCCACGCAGCGCCGCAAGCUGUGGCUUUACAUCAGCAAGAAGGAGAUCGGCAAAGUGCAGCGCUCACUGGUCAACGGCCGCAAGGACAAGAUGGUCAUCCUGAAGCGGCUGGCCACCGGCUGUAUGCGCGCCGCUCGUCAGAAGGCCGUCCUGUCCCAGAAGGCGGAGCGUGACGUACUGGGCCGGAUGAAGCGGCUCACCCGAGAGAUGCAGACGUACUGGAAACACUACAACCGGGUGGAGAAGGAGACGCGAAAGCGACUGGAGAAGGAAGAGAUCGAGCAGAAGAAGAUCAGCACCGAAAUACUCGAGGCCAAGCGGCAGCAGCGCAAGCUCAACUUCCUGAUCACCCAGACGGAGCUGUACGCGCACUUCAUGGGCCCGAAGGCGGCCGGCCGACGCGAGGAGGCCAUUCUGGGACAUCUGGACGAGGCGGCCGCCGACGCGCGCAUCGCCAGCAUUGACGACUACGACAGUGAGGCGGCCAAGACUCUGGCGCUGGAGAACGCGCGCGCUGCCGUGGAGCGCAGCCGGCAACACAUGGGGCUGUUCGACCGGAGCUCGGGCCAUGCCUCCGCCGCCGCCGCCGCCCCCGAUGAGGCGGCCCUGCGGCUGGAUCAGCCGGAGGCGGCCCGCGAGUACCCGCAGCCGGCCCUCUUCCAGGGCGUGCUCAAGACGUACCAGCUUAAGGGCAUGAACUGGAUCGCCAACCUGUUCGACUCGGGCAUUAACGGCAUCCUGGCGGACGAGAUGGGCCUGGGCAAGACGGUGCAGACGAUCGCCUUCCUGGCCCACCUGGCCGAGCACUACGGCAUCUGGGGGCCGUUCCUGGUGGUGUCGCCCGCCUCCACGCUGCACAACUGGCAGCAGGAGCUGGCUCGCUUCCUGCCGGUCUUCAAGGUCGUGCCGUACUGGGGCACCACCCAGGACCGUAAGGUGCUGCGGACCUUCUGGGAGCCGACCAACAUGCACACGAAAGAGGCCAGCUUCCACGUGGUGGUGACGUCGUACCAGCUGGUAGUGACCGACAUCAAGUACUUCAGCCGCAUCGACUGGCAGUGCAUGGUGCUGGACGAGGCGCAGGCCAUCAAGAGCACCAGCAGUCAGCGCUGGAAGAUGCUGCUCGGCUUCAAGUGCCGCAACAGGAUCCUGCUGACGGGCACGCCCAUCCAGAACUCGAUGGCCGAGCUGUGGGCGCUGCUGCACUUCAUCAUGCCGUCCCUGUUCGACUCGCACCGCGAGUUCAACGACUGGUUCAGCCGCGACAUCGAGAGUCACGCCGAGAACCGCGCCACCAUGGACCAGACUCACCUGGGCCGGCUGCACAUGAUCCUGAAGCCGUUCAUGCUGCGCCGCGUGAAGCGCGACGUCGAGAACGAGCUGACGGACAAGAUCGAGAUCAUGGUCUGUUGUCCGCUCACCAUCCGACAGCGGCUCCUCUACCAGGGUCUGAAGAAGAAGAUCAGCAUUGACGAGCUGCUGCGGAGCACGCAGGGCGGCGGCCAGCACAGCCAGGUCACCACCAGCCUGCUCAACCUGGUCAUGCAGUUCAGGAAGGUGUGUAACCACCCGGAGCUGUUCGAACGGCGCAACGUGUACUCGCCGUUCUUCGUCCGCCUGCCGCCGUACCAGCUGCCGCGCCUGCUGUUCCGGGACGGCCUCCUGCACCGGUCCCUGCCCAGCCGGCAUCAUCUGCUGUACAAUCGGCUGAGCGUCUUCAGUCCGGAGCACGUGCACCGCAGUUUCGACACCGUCACACUGGCAGAUGGCCAGCAGCGCUGCCGGGGCGGCUUCUCGUUCCUGCGGUUCGUCGAUCAUUCUGCGGCCGAGUUUUGCUCGCUGGCGCACAGCCUGCUGGCCCGCUGGCUGCUGCUUCGCGGCCUGGCACGGCACGCACUCAUCAUCGACGGCCGGUGCUCGGCGCUGGAGCGGCCCUGUCCACUUCUCUUCACCUCCUACACGUCGCGGUUUUACGCGCACGUCACGCACCGGAUCGAGUCGCGCUGCGAGACUCUGGACCAUCGCAUGCUGCGUACGAGGAAGACGGCGGCGGCGGCCGGGCCCGAGGGGCAGCGCGAGCUCGUCACCAGCCUGGUGCCGGUCGAGACGCGACCCGUCGCCGGUGGCAAGCUGCACACGGUGGAGCAACGGCUGCAGCUGCUGCCAGAGUUCCCGCACCGGCCGCUGCCGGCCCAGGUGCUGCCGCUGCAGCCCACUGAGCUGCCCGCCUUCCUGCAGCAGACGCCGCGCAAGGCGACGGCCAGCGCCGCCGAGCUGUACUGCUCGGACCGCAGCGCCGCCUGGGCCUGGGCCGACCAUCAGCACUGCGGCUCCCUGCUCGCCCGACAGUGCGUUCUGCACGGCUCGCCGGAGAGUGCGGAGCGCGAGCGGCGGCGGCGCUGGUGUCUGGCCCCGCCCGAGCCGGGCGGCCUCAGCGCUGUGCGGCCCCUGCACGGAUGGUCCCACCUCAUCAUACCAGACAAGCGCACGCUCAUCACGGACGCCGGAAAACUGUACGUGCUGGACUCGCUGCUGAAGAAGCUGAAGGACGGCGGCCAUCGUGUGCUCAUCUACUCGCAGAUGACGCGCAUGAUCGACCUGCUCGAGGAGUACAUGUUCUACCGGCAACACAAGUACACGCGGCUGGACGGCUCGUCCAAGAUUCACGAGCGCCGGGACAUGGUGGAAGACUUUCAGACCAGGUCGGACAUAUUCGUCUUUCUGCUGAGCACCCGGGCUGGCGGUCUGGGCAUCAACCUGACGGCCGCCGACACGGUGAUCUUCUACGACAGUGACUGGAACCCGACAGUGGACCAACAGGCCAUGGACCGCGCCCACCGGCUCGGCCAAACCAAGCAUGUCACCGUCUACCGCCUCAUCUGUAAGGGCACCAUCGAAGAGCGCAUACUGCAGCGGGCCAGGGAGAAGAACGAGAUCCAGAGGAUGGUCAUCAGCGGCGGCAACUUCCGGCCGGACCAGCUCAAGGCCAAGGAGGUCGUCUCGCUGCUGCUGGACGACGACGUCAUCGAGAGGAAAUACCGGGCCCGGCAGGCCGAAACCCAGGGCGAGCGAAGACGCCGCGCCGACCAGGGUGGCGGCGGGGAUGAGAAGCGGGCCCGGGCCGAUGCGGACGACCUGUCCCAGCUGUCGUCUCCUCUCGGCUCGCGGCCGCCCAGCCGGGCCAGCGAGCGCUCGCUGGAGAGUGGCAGUGUGGCCGUGCCGGAGGACACCAGCCCGGAGAGCUCGCUCAUGGUGGAUAUGGACAUCACGCCACUGCCCUCCCCUGGAGGGCCGCCGUCGUCCUUCCUGGACCUGCACCAACCGCGGCGGAAGAGGGGCACCGGCCGCAAGCGAGGCCGGCCGCGCGGCAGUACGUCCCGCGGUGGCAGUGUUAUGGACGUCCUCUCUGAGGAGACCAUGCAGGAGUUCUAUAAGCUAGGGGUCAUCCCGCUGCCGCUAUGA
Molecule: messenger RNA, 4322 nt
Organism: Pollicipes pollicipes
Lineage: Eukaryota; Metazoa; Arthropoda; Thecostraca; Pollicipedomorpha; Pollicipedidae
Product: chromatin-remodeling ATPase INO80-like
Biological process (GO): chromatin remodeling; DNA repair
Cellular component (GO): Ino80 complex
Molecular function (GO): ATP binding; DNA binding; histone binding
Source: RefSeq, a predicted model, not a curated record